AGUCACCAGUAGAAAUGUAAAUUAGGUGUGUCCUGUGAUAUAGACGGCGUUCAACAGAAGAUGAACAUUUGAAGUGACGGAGUGAGGAAAGCGUGUUGUCGGACUCAGUCAGUGGGUAGAACUAUAAUACAAGUGAACGGAACUAUACUUCCAGUGAACAGAGUUAACGACAGUCGGAAUUCUAGUGAUAUAUCUGUGGAUUGUUAUUUCACCUGGGACACCGCCAGUAGCAGACGACAUUUUUCACCUGAGAUACCUGAGCCCAUAUUGAGAUGGCCAUCCGCAAAAUACCGAAGGAAGUCGAGCAGAUGUUUGACAAAUACGUGACCAACUUCACUCGGCGCCUGAAGAAAGACGCAGCCCUGAACAUGCUGGAGAAGGAGUUCAGUCUCUCAGAGGAGGAAGCCGACAUCAUCUUUGGCGUAUUCGACAAAGAUCAAAAUAACGAACUCAGCUUGUGGGAGUUUAACCAGUUCUACAACACCAUUGGUGGGGAUGCCCACACAUACCUCGCUAUGUUCAACGACCUUCAAAAGGACCACACCGGCUUGGUGGACAUCGAGCGUCUGUGGGAUGUCCUGAAAGUUAUGAAAACUGCCCAGGGCAACACCUUGGAAGAGAAGGACGUGGAGAUGUUCAUCAAGAGCACUGCUGGCAGCGAGAAGAAGAUUGAUCUGCCCAAGUUCAUUAACCUCUUAUGCCGAGUGAAGCUGUUCCGCGGUGGGGUGGAGGCCCACUAGUCGAGGAAUCAACUGAAAGAGCAGACGACAUACCAGAGUUCUGUGACGGGUGGACAUGAUUUGAUUUUGUGAAAAACACUUUCAAUGGCUCGAAUCCGUUGACUAUCACUGAUAUGAUGAGGGAUUUUUAAAAUUGUGUUGGAUUUCUUCGACCAAUCCGUAAGAAGACCGUGUCAGGUUACCUGUGGACUUCUCUGCUUUAUAGAGCCUAAAAUAGCUUGACGUUUGAUUAUAGUGCAACUAUUAAUGAAACGUAUCUCACACUAAUUACAGAAAUAUCCAGAAUGUAGAGUGUACAUACCUCGUCUGUGACAAAUACAAAAUAGUCGAACAACAAUAACGGCAAUGUCCUGUACAGAGGAUACAAAUCUGCCCUGAAAACCAGUUUAUGUUGUACCUUUUUGGGGGGGGGGGGGGGGGGGGGGGAAGUCCUACUAUAAACUAAUUUUGAUCUCAGGCUGUAAUGAUGCAUAAUAAUGCAAUAGCAAGUGACGCUGCAGAACACAGGCAGCAUUAAAUACACAUUUAAAGAAAUCAUUUCAAACUAGGGCAGUUCUGAUAGUCAGAACAGACUUCAUUUGUUGGAACUAGGUGUAUGAGGUUGGGAACUGGGUAUAUUAUGGUUGUUACUGUUGCAUAUUUAAUUAUGUCAACGAUAUAAAUACUGAAACAAUAAGAUCUGUGCAAGUGUUGUAUAUUUUCCAAUCACUUUAUAUAUUGUGAAAAUGUCAAAUCACUGGCAACAAUUGGGUGUCCCUCGCAGAUGUAUAACCCUUAAUAUUGACACUUGUUCAGUGUAUGUAUGAUACAAUGUGAUGCUAGUCUUUGGGUGACAGUAGUCCAAGGUGCUGUGUUAUCUCCCGACAUGACAAAUAACACCUUGCUUGUCAGUCUGACUCUGUCUCUACAUACUUCACGUGUUGAAGCAUAACCUAAGAUAUUUAAUAUUUGUCAGGACAUUUGUGGUCACAAUUGGCCAACAGAUAUCAAGGGAGAUAACUCGUGUCAGAUGUUGAAAUCAAGUGGUACUGGUGGUUGUACAUUUAAUUUCUUUUAGAGUAUCACCUGCAAGUGUGGCCAGAAUAUUCGUAAAUGAGAUACAUAAGAAAAACCUUGGCUUUUUUCACAGUAUGUCCUAUAAAAUGGACACACAAAUGAAUUUUGUGGAUAGAACUGAAUAACUGAUCAUGCCCUCAAACUUAUAGAUUGGGAAGCCAUUUAAUGUUGACAAGUAAUUCAGAUAGAAGAUGGGCCAUAAAGCCGCAGAAGCUAAAAUACCUGCACUGUGGGAACCAAGGGUCACUGCCAAAACAUCUCUGUUUGAGAACAAGCUGCAUGUCUGCCUCCAAAGUGUUUUCAGUGAGAAUUACCCAUCUAUUGAAUUCCUGUGGUCAGGUCACAUCUGCAUUGAUAACACAGGAACUCGUUAUUGGUCAGUAAAUAAAAAUAUAUACCCCCUAUAUGUAAGUAGAGAUAGAGGGUAUAUAUUUUUUUACUGACCAAUAACAAGUUCCUGUGAUUGAUAACUAUUUGAUAUCUACCACCACCACCUACUUGUAUUGCCAUGGACCAGUCACCUAUAUUCAUUCAUUCAUCAUGCUCAUGUUAUAGACAUCAUUACCAUAUAUGGUAUCUAAUCCACCAUCACUCCAUACUUUAACAUUUCAAGUGUUUCUUCCAUACUUAGGUAAAUACACGUUAUAUUUAUGACACACAUGUAUUGUAUGUGAUGCAGUAAAUUAUCAGUACAGGGGACGUUUUCCAUGAUUUUCUUAUGGUGCUUACUUCGAUGAUAUAAUCAUAUAUUUUCUCCUGUUAUCUUGAAAUAUCUUGUAGAGCAUUAGCUAUUAGAGCAUGUAGGUGGAAGGGGUUAUAAUUUUUAUUUCUCAGGGCUCCUAAAAAAACGUUCACCAUUUGAUAAACAUGGAUAAAUAUAUAUCUUGUAAUUUCAAUGUAAUGUUUUACUUUCAAACGUAGGCAUGUAAUAGUGUUGUUGUGUACAAAGAUAUUAAGUCUUUGAAUGGCAUUUAGAAGUGAUAAAAAUAUAUUGGAGAAAAGAACUUAUACCUAGUCUAUCAUAAAUUUAAAACCCUGCACACAGUUGAGCUUGUCAAAGGCUGUUGUUAUGAAGCCUGUUUCAAUUCUAGGUAGGUGUUGUAGGCAUAUAGGACAAAUGGAAGUCGCUUACAAUAUAUUGCCUAAACAGCUUCACCAAAAUCAUGCUUUGCAUUCCGAAUGUACAAUUUUUAUUGAUAUUUCUUGUAUAUACUGUAUAAUUUACCUGGUUAUUUACCAACUGUAGACAAAUUAAAAUGAAAUAAAAUGUAUAACCAUUA
Messenger RNA from Haliotis rufescens (red abalone), 3076 nucleotides. RefSeq lists its product as uncharacterized. Gene Ontology annotation, molecular function: calcium ion binding. The record is from RefSeq and is a predicted model, not a curated record. The transcript has 3 exons. NCBI's taxonomy places the organism in Eukaryota, Metazoa, Mollusca, Gastropoda, Lepetellida, Haliotidae. Bases 273 to 740 code for a protein of 155 amino acids.